Messenger RNA from Effrenium voratum, 987 nucleotides. Lineage: Eukaryota; Dinophyceae; Suessiales; Symbiodiniaceae. The record is from the annotation of a GenBank genome assembly.
AUGCCGUCGAUGAAGCUGAGCAGGGAAGAAGAGCGCGAUCUACAGCAACUCAUGCAUCAGGAGCAGCUCAGCCGUGAAGAUGCCCUUGAAGUGAUGGAGCACCUGCAGGAGCUGGUUGACGCGGCCGGCGAGGAGACGAAGGCGAAAGCCAAAGGCAAAGCAAAAGCAGCUGAGGCUGGAGGAGGAGAUGAGGCGGUGGCGCCGAAAGGCAAGACGAACGCCAAGGCUCAGAAAGCUGCUGAGGCCGGAGGAGAUGAGGCGGCGGCGCCGAAAGGCAAGAAGGCCAAAGCUCAGAAAGCUGCUGAGGAUGAAGGAGAUGAGGUGGUGAAGCCGAAAGGCAAGACGAAGGCCAAGGCUCAGAAAGCUGCUGAGGCCGGAGGAGAUGAGGUGGUGGCGCCGAAAGGCAAGAAGGCCAAAGCUCAGAAAGCUGCUGAGGAUGAAGGAGACGAGGUGGAGCCGAAAGGCAAGACGAGGGCCAAAGCUCAGAAAGCUGCUGAGGCCGAAGGAGAUGAGGCGGUGGCGCCGACAGGCAAGGCGAAGGCCAAAGCUCAGGAGGUGGAGCCGGCGCCGAAGAAGUCAAAGAAAGGUGAGAAAGCAUCUGGGUCUGCCCCCAGCCAGCCAAAGACAAAGGCAGCCCCUGAGAAGGGUGACGAGCUGCUUGAGGAGCUGUUCGGCGAGGACAAGGGGAAAGCGUUUGCGUCUUCAGCUAGCGAGGAUGAGUCUGCCACGCAGGAGGCUACAGCGGAGGUGAAGGCAGCUCCGGCAAAGGCCCUGGCGAAGGACUCGCCGGCUGCCCGCACGAAGGCUGUCCUAGAGAAGAACCAGGCAAACAAGCUUUCGCUGAAGCGGGGCAAGUCUAAGGUGUUUGCGCUGAGCGAGUUGCCGGCGAUUGAGGACAAGGUGGAUCCGGAUGAUUCUGCGGACACCCAGCAGAGUUUGUGGCCACCUGACAGUCCUGACAGUUCUUUGGAAAUAGUUCUGGGAUAG